GAUACAGUGUCUUGUAUUGUAGGUACAUAAUAUUGUAUUUAUUCAGCAAAAAAGGGAAUUUGCAUUGUUUUGACAGAUUCUCAAAUCUGAGCAUUGUAUAAUAUCAAGUAUCAUAGUAAUCAUAGUAUCAGUAAGUGUGACGCACAAGGCACAAGAAAUCGUAGGAAAAGGGUUUUUAGACAGAGAAGACCUACUAUUUCGGUGUCAUGAUAAAAAAUGUCAUCUAAGCCUGAAAAUGAUGACGACUCUUUUAUAAUUAUCCUCGGUACGUCCCCCGGAGCAAGUAUGGACGUUGAAAAUUGCAAUGGAAUUAUGAAUGGUGACCCAGAACCAGUGAUGCACAAAUCACAGAUAGAGGAUGCCAUGAAGGAUCUGUCUGUAGAAGCUAAUAUGGCUUUCAAAGCUCAAUUCAAUCUUGCUGACAGUCCAUCUCCUGCUAGUAUGAUGGUGGCUAGUACGAUAAUAACUGAUGACAGAAGUACAGAAGAGCUACAGAAACGUUUCGGUGAGUUGCUUGAUGAGAACGUGGUCUUGAAGGAGACGUUGAAACAGAAUAACGAUUCGAUGAAGGAACAGUUCAUGCUGAUAGCUUCCUGUCAAGAGGAUAUGUUAAAGACCCACAAGUUACACAGGGAGAAAUUUGAUGAGACAAGAGAUCUAGUUGAGAGGCUCAGACAAGAAAACAAGCAAUUAAAACACGACCUGUCACGUUUAACCGAAGCAGAGGUGAAUGUCAACAAUGAGACAGGCGAAAGCAAGUCUGGUGUCUCGUCGGAAAUUGAAUUCGUUACCUCCCCCGACGACGACACCAUCGACAAGCUUACCGUGCAGCUGGAGCUAGUUGAAAAACAAAGGCGACAGGUAAUUGUAGAAAAUGAGAAAUUGUCCUGGCAAAAAGAGUCCUUGGAGCACAUUGUAGAUGCCACUACAAAAGAAAGAGACGACGCCAAGGAAAAGUUGAAGAAUGUUGAGCUUCAACUGUCGAACAAAGAAAACGACCAUAUGCAGGAGUUACAAAAACUAAACUUCAUCAUCAACGACUUGCAAAGUAAAUUAAAGUCGUCCAGCUCUAAUGUAUCCCCAGAGGAGUUAAGGAACCGAGAGGCGUACACACAACAGCUGGAAGGGAAAUAUUCUAUGUUGCAGAGUGAGUUAAAGAAAGCUCAAAUCAAAAUUAUAGACUUGGAAAACGUAAAAUUGGAGUUCACGCAGCACAAGUCCGGAACAUUGGAGACGGUGAAGAUGUACAAAGAGCAGAUACAAGAGUUAAACAAUAGAAUAAAAGAGAUCCAGAAAACGGUAUUCCAGCCAGUUCGCUUUUCGAUCAGCUCCGAAAACGAGUCGUUACCGGAAUAUGCGAACUAUAUGUCCAGUGUGAAGCUCUACGACAGAACCCUUAAACACCUCUCCGAGUAUUUAGAUACGUUGACUAAUGGAUUAUCAGACAGCCUGGUCCAUACGUUAGGAGUGAUCGCAAGUCUGCAAGACUUCAAGUUGGAACGAGCUUCGGUGGACAGGGUGAUGGGCGGGCUCGCUGAGGUGAAGCAAAUGAUAGAGAAGCAACACAGCGCUGCCCUCAGCAAUCUAGGUCAAGUUCGAGGCGCGCUGUCUAUUUUCGAAGGGAUAUUUAAAGAUUUUAACGAGCUCCUUAAAAAGUCAGUCACGAAAUCCGAAAAUACGCCGGCGCAGCUGUCGGCGGCGCUGCUGGCGCGCGCGCGCGAGGUGUCGGCGCUGCGCGCGGAGCUGGCCGACUGCGAGCUGCUGCGCGCGCAGCUCGACUCCUACCGAAGUGACUUCGAAGCUGAACGAGAGGCGAGGGAGAAGAUGGCGAGUGAGAAGGAGAUCAUACUCACAGAUCUCAGAACCGCUCAGCGAAAAAUACAGGAACUCACAACUCAGUUGGAAAAAAUCCGCGCACUAAACCCGGCGUUACACAAGAGCGUCACCACGAAUCGACCGACCACCGCGUCUGCUAGACCUGCCACCACGACGGCCGCCACCAGCGCUACAUCUGCCAGCACCACCACUACCACCGGCAAUAUGGUCUACACUUGUCCAAAAUGUAUGAAGUUCUCGAGCGACCAGUACAAAGUAAUGGAGGAUCACUUCGAUUUCUGCUUGGAUGACUUUUGAACAGGUGGUGCUAUUAUGUGGAUAUACUUAUAAUCGUCUUAGAAAAUGAAACAUUUAAGCAAACUCAUUAACAGUUGUAUCGGCCGUCAUUGAAGUACGCAAAAAAAAAAAUAGUUUAUAAAACUUAGAUAUAGUAUAAUAUUAUUUGUAAUAUUUGGAAUUAUUUAUACGUCGAGAACGCGACUUCAAAUUAGAGUGAUUGUUAAAAGACUGCCUGUUCCUAAUAAAUAGUUUAGUAAAUUAUAUAUGUCAUGCUUCAUUUUCUCAUUAGUCCAGUCAUUAUAGACAUUUGGAUGUGCAAAUGCUGAGAAGGCUGAUUAUUAGAAUAUAUUGUUGGUGUGCGUUGUUCUGUAAGUUCACCACCAUCUUGAGAAAAGGGUUGAAUUUCGUUUUAUGGCCCUAACUCGGCUGUGUGUCGUGAUACGGGAAUUAUGAUAGGCCAAAUUUUUGUUGCUUCAUUUAUAAUCUACAAUUUAGGUCCUAUAAAUUUUAAACAUAUCUCUGAUGGUUAUUGAGAUAUCCCAUAGAACGCACAUAGAAUAUCGAGGUCGACAAUUUAAAGUUAAGUUUUUCUAAGUUUUCCUACAACAUAUCCAAAAAUCAGCCUUUUUGGUUCAUUUGCAUUUCUCGGCCUGCUUUUGUAUAUGAUGACUGGACCACAUUGUUAGUUUCAAAUGUAUGUAUAUUUAUUUUAUAAAAGAUUUCUGACAUUGACACAUCGGUUCUUAAAUAAUUAGUAAAGCAAAGGCUCAAACCUCAAUGUACUAUGCAUCAGCUAUGUAAGUGAAUAUUAUAUUUUAUUAUUUGAAAAAUUCAACCAGAUGCCAGACUUGUCAUUAUAAUAUUUAGUACUAUAUUGGUUUUGUAUUUUAUUUUCAAAUGUUCUUUGUGAUAUUUAAUUUGUAAUUCUGAUUUUAAAUAUUUUAUGACAAAUUUUGAUUCAAUUUGUAGCUGUGGAGAUUCUCUGUUUUGGAAUGUAUUGCGGAUAAGAUGGAAUUGUAAUUGUUUUAUUAUAAAAUAAAGUUAUU
Vanessa atalanta (red admiral) is the source of this 3161-nucleotide messenger RNA. It is a transcript of the gene key, whose product is annotated as optineurin. Bases 217 to 2133 code for a protein of 638 amino acids. The transcript has 16 exons. The record is from RefSeq and is a predicted model, not a curated record. Gene Ontology annotation, biological process: DNA repair; regulation of canonical NF-kappaB signal transduction. Gene Ontology annotation, molecular function: DNA binding; K63-linked polyubiquitin modification-dependent protein binding. Gene Ontology annotation, cellular component: cytoplasm; nucleus. NCBI's taxonomy places the organism in Eukaryota, Metazoa, Arthropoda, Insecta, Lepidoptera, Nymphalidae.